Molecule: messenger RNA, 1308 nt
Organism: Volvox carteri f. nagariensis
Lineage: Eukaryota; Viridiplantae; Chlorophyta; Chlorophyceae; Chlamydomonadales; Volvocaceae
Exons: 7
Coding region: 1-1308 (435 amino acids)
Source: RefSeq, a predicted model, not a curated record
AUGACGCCAGAUGACAGGCAGCGUAUGUGCGCUGCAGUGACAGAGGCUGGCCUGGACUCAGCCGGGCUAGAUGAAGAGGACUUGGAGCUACUGUGGGCAGCCAAGUACCGGACCGCUGCGCGCCUGCGUGCAGCUACACGGGAAAAUCUCGUUCAAGCGCGUCUGGCGCCUGGCGUGGUGGAUGCCAUUCGGCAGGCUUUAGGCGCGGCGGCAGGGCCGGGCCCCGGGAGCACGGCAGCUGACGUGGCUUUGGCGGACCUUCAGAGGAAGGUCAGCAAGAUGGAGUCAGUUAUGCCGUUCCUAGUUUCAAAAGUGCUCUUGUGGCAUGACGGCUCCACUGCAAUGCACAGCAAGCCAGAGAAAGACCGCAAGACAUCUGCGCUGAAGUUGCAGCUGCAGUGUGCGGGGGUGAAGGGCUGCCAGCUGCUGGGGGAAGGCAUCCCCCCAAACUGCGUCAGCCUUGCGCACCUGUGCAAGCUGUCUUGGGCAGAUGGCACAUGCCGCCUGCUGGGCUUGUCCAAGGAGGACGUCUCAUCACCGCGCAACGCGCUGCUGCUGUCCAAGCCCAUCGAGCGCGCCUAUGACAACUUGGCUGUUUGCUUCUACGAGGACCCGGCAGACAAGAAGCUCAAGCUACACAUCCUGUGGGAUGAGCUCAAGUCGCAGAAGCUCGCCGACUGCCAGUGGCUGGGAGGGCCCAAUGGCAAGGGCUAUGCUGAGUUGACCAAUGCGUUCGGCGACACAACAUACGGCGACCUGGAGGCGCAGCCCCUACAAUACUACAGCAGCACGGUGGUUCCCUUUCGCCGCGUGCUCAGCACCCAUGCACAGCUGAGCCUUGACCGGGCACAGCGGGAUGGCAAGAUGGCUGGGAGCUGGACCUUCCAGGACUAUCGCUCCAUAGAUAACGUCCUCACCUGGCUUCAAACUGCAGAGCUGCAGGAGCCGCCCAUCGCAGGCAGCGUGUCGGAGUUGUCGGAGGUCAUGAGCAUGAGCAGUGCUCCCGCUGCACUCGACUAUCAUGCACUCCAGCGAGUCCCGCCCGCGCUGCAGCCCAACUCUCAAGCGUGUGGAACCGUGUGCACCCAUAGUCAGCUUAUGGAAACCGGACGCAGCUUCCCAGACGCGUGCGCGCUCAACUGCCAGCUCCCACUCGCGCGCCUGCCGACUAUCACCAACUGCCCGUGUGCACCACUACAGUCCGGUACCUUCCGAGCCGGGCCGCCAUACAACUACCUGCUCACACUCGCGCAGCUGCCGACUGCCACGCUACCGCCUGUACGGGUUGGGGACUGCAUCGACUGGUAG